This is a messenger RNA of Styela clava, 736 nucleotides long. NCBI's taxonomy places the organism in Eukaryota, Metazoa, Chordata, Ascidiacea, Stolidobranchia, Styelidae. The record is from RefSeq and is a predicted model, not a curated record.
UCGAGGUUGUCUUCAGCAGACAUCGCCGUAGAAGCCUGCCGUUAGAUUGUGCGCCGUUAUUAGAUGUUGGUGUGUCUUGUCAUUAUAUAGCGAUUAAAAUGAGUGCUUCACUUCUGAGAAACCUUAAUGCGAAUGAAGUUAUUAUGAGGAUAGAAAAUGAAGAUUCAGAUGACAUGCUUGAAACCCAAAGUGUGUCAGAUUCAGACCCAGACCUUGUUUUUAUUCAAGAGUUUGAUGAGGAUGAAGAAAAUUGGCAAGGUGUUAAAUCUAAAAAAUUAUCCAACUACGCUCAACGCAGUUCCACAGUGACGUUGGGUAAAAGGAAACGCGUAAAACGGGCGCGCCCCUUUGGAUGGAAAAAUAAUAUUUGCAAAAGGAAUCGUCUAGCUGGAUUAAAUUACAAAAGCCGAAAAGAAAAGGAAAGCAAAAUAUAGCAAGAAAAAUGGGGAUGCCGUGCAAAUCCACGUAUUGUCGAAAAUCCAGCUUACGGCAAUGUGCGAGUUUGACAGAAGAUGAUAGACAGCGGGUUUUCAAAAAUUUUUGGAAAAUGGAAUCGUGGUCUGAAAGAAGAUCAUAUGUCAGGGCUUCAGUAUCGAAGGUUACCACCAAGCAAAGGAAAAUUGCUGAAAAUAUGUCAAGAAGAAAGUCAUCUUUUGAAUACCAUUUACAAUCACAAAAUGGAACAUGCAUUCUGGUGUGCAAAAAACUCUUUUCGGCUACAAUUGGCAUUAGCCAA